Oncorhynchus gorbuscha (pink salmon) is the source of this 3378-nucleotide messenger RNA. RefSeq names its product zinc finger protein 883-like. The transcript has 3 exons. Gene Ontology annotation, molecular function: RNA polymerase II cis-regulatory region sequence-specific DNA binding; DNA-binding transcription factor activity, RNA polymerase II-specific. Gene Ontology annotation, biological process: regulation of transcription by RNA polymerase II. NCBI's taxonomy places the organism in Eukaryota, Metazoa, Chordata, Actinopteri, Salmoniformes, Salmonidae. The record is from RefSeq and is a predicted model, not a curated record. Bases 338 to 2161 code for a protein of 607 amino acids.
CGCCAUUAUACCAAAGAAGAAGAAGUUGCUCUCUUUCGUCAGUGUGGAACCGUGAUUUCAGUGCUGAAAGGGUCUUCAAGCCGCUUCACAUAUGAUCUGAAAUGUUCUAUUACUUCCAAACCAAUGGGUAAAAUAUAAUAUCCUAUUCAUAAAGAGACUUCGUUAAGUUGCGCAAUGUACGCAUUUAGCGCAGCCAUGGCGGUCUGUAGAACUCCCAAUAUGUAUUCUCGCGACGACAGCACCUAUCGCGUUCUCAUACAGAGUGGUCUCUAGCUAGCUAGCUAGCUACAUCAAAAACAAGAGCUGUCAACUUUCAAAAUCAAGUGUCAAGCCUUCCAUGUCUGAACAGAAGUCCACAGAGUCCCCAGGUUCUGGCUGUGGUGUUCCAGCCCAGAGAACCUCACAGCAGGGUCCAGAGAUGGUGUCAGUGAAGCUGGAGGACUGCAGUCAAACACUGGAACUUAAUGUGAUUGUUAAAGAGGAGGAUGAGAGAGAAGUCAAAGAGGAAAUGGAGAAGAUAGAAGUCAAAGAGGAAGUGGAGAAGAUAGAAGUCAAAGAGGAAGUAGAGAAGAUAGAAGUCAAAGAGGAAGUAGAGAUGUCAGUCAAAGAGAGAACAGUCGAAGAAGAAGAGGAGGAGCAAGCAGUCAAAGAAGAAGAAGAAGAGGAGGAGGAGCAAGCAGUCGAAGAAGAGCAUGAGAGAACAGUCAAAGAAGAAGAAGAAGAAGGGAAGGUAGUUAUAAGCAUCAAAGAAGAGGUGGAGAAAAGAUCAGUGAAAGCAGAAGAGAACAAGGAAGAAGCUGCUGAACAUCUAGGAACUGAAGAAGUAGAUAGUAUCAGUGACCCAGGAGAGAUCUCCAACCCAGGUUCAGACAGUGAGCCCAGUUCCACAGCAUCAGGAAACCAUAAACAACACAGACUGAGGAACUCAAGACAGAAACAUCAUCACUGCAUGGACUGCUUCACUAGCUUCUAUGAUCCAGAGGAGUUGAGAAGACACACUUGUAGGCCCCACCCCUGCUCAGAUUGCAGAGGCAGUUUUAUUUGUCCGAUUCACCUCAAAUCACACCAACAAAGUCUCAAAAUAAAGAUGUACCCGUGUGGUCAAUGUGGGAAGAGAUUUCAGACACCAAGCAGCUUGAAGAUGCACCAGCUUACUCACACAGGAAAGAAGUCGUACCACUGCUUCCAGUGUAGGAAGACAUUCGGUUGGUCAUUCAAUUUGAAGAGACACCAGAAAAUACACACAGGGGAGAAACCUUUCCACUGCUCCCAGUGUGGAAAGACCUUCAGUCAGACAGGAGACCUAAAGAAGCACCAGAGAAUACACACAGGAGAGAAGCCUUACCACUGCUCUGAGUGUGGGAAGGCCUUCAGUAUAGAAGCAAAUCUAAAGGAGCACCAGAAAUUACAUACAGGAGAGAAGCCUUUCCACUGCUCCCAAUGUGGUAAAAGCUUCAGUCGGUUGAGAGAACUAAAGAAACAUCAGAGAAUACACACAGGGGAAAAGCCAUACAGCUGUGAUCAGUGUGGGAAGAGUUUCAGUCAAACAGGAGUCCUAAAGAGACACCAGCUAACUCACACAGGAGAAAAACCUUUCAACUGCUCCCAGUGUGGGAAGGAUUUCAGUCAGUCAUCACUUUUGAAGAGACACCAGCUAACGCACACAGGAAAGAAGCCUCACCACUGCUCACAUUGUGGAAAAAGUUUUAAAUUGGAAGGAAGCCUUCAGAGUCAUCAGAGAAUACACAGUGGAGAGACGCCCCACCACUGCUCCCAAUGUGGGAAGGCAUUCAGUCAGGCAGUAGACCUAAAGAAACACCAGAGAAUACACAUAAGGGAGAAGUCUUUCCACUGCUCUCAGUGUGGGAAGACUUUCGGUCGGUCAUUAUUUUUGAAGCGACACCAGAGAAGACACACGGGGGAGAAGCCUUUCCAUUGCUCACAAUGUGGGAAGACCUUCAGUGAAAAAGGAAAUCUAAAGCAACACCAGAGAAGACACUCAGGAGAGAAACCGUACAGCUGUGAUCAGUGUGGGAUUAGUUUUAAAUGGAAACAAAGCCUGAAGGAACAUCAGGAGGCAAAGCACAGUGCAGUGCCCAACUCUAACCUUAUAAUGGAGCUGCCAAGCUGGACAUCUACAUAUCUGACUAAUAUUGACUGACUGUUCUUUUUGUUAUUCUGUUAAACCUCUUUUAAAAGAUAUAUUUUAUCAUCUAACACUUUAUUUAGACAGCCAAAAACACAGGGGGUGACAGGAAACUGGUAGGGUGGAGGACACGGGAAACUGGUAGGGUGGAGGACACGGGAAACUGGUAGGGUGGAGGACACGGGAAACUGGUAGGGUGGAGGACACGGGAAACUGGUAGGGUGGAGGACACGGGAAACUGGUAGGGUGGAGGACACGGGAAACUGGUAGGGUGGAGGACACGGGAACUGAAAACCGGUGUCCAGUGGGGAGGACGUGUGACUGGCUGCAGUGUUACCGCUAUACAACAGGUUAUUAUUCUGUCACACAUGGAAGUUCAUUUAUAAUAUUCUCAUAUGGAAAUGUACUAAAGAGUUCCAGCACGUGGAUCAUAUCCUGCAGAAAUCCAUUCUGUUUCUAUCUGCAUAAAGUCAAUUACUUUAUUACUUUCUUCCAGCAAGACACACACUUCUCUGGAACAUGUUAUGUGCAUAAUUGAUGCAAUUUCACCAGACUGCACACGUAUCUGCUUAAUGUAACUCUUUCUCUGGGUGAUUUGUGAUGUUUUACUUGUGCUUCCCGUGACUGUGUUUUUAUAUGUGUAUAUUUAUAUUGUAUUAUAACAGGGCACAUUGGAAAGAGAGACCUCUGUCUCAAUAUGUCUUCCCAGGUCAAAUAAAGGUAAAUGCAUCACUAAUAAUAAUAAUAAUGACCUGAUUUUAAAAAGUAGAGGCCGGACAUAAGGGAAGGCUGUAUUAACCAGUGGUCUACUAUAAUGCAGGGUAUAAUGUAAAGUCAAAAUAAAAUAAUGACAAGAUCAGCACGUUUUUAUUUUGGUUUUAUUCACGAUGCAGACAAUGGGUUCCAUCAGCUUGUUGCUAUGCACAUCCAUCCAUGACAAUUCUAUGGCAUGCACAGGUUCAUGAGGUCAUCCACCAUCAAUUGACUGUUGGCACAGGAUCCCCACCCCACACACACAACUACCACUAUCUACUCAGGAUUAUGUAACUAUUUGACUUAGAAUUCUAAGAACCCUUGAAUGUAUCAACGAAAUAUCAAACAAUUAUUUGAUAAGUUAUGUUUGCCCUUACAGCUGUUUAGUCCAUACAAACACAUUGAAUAACAGUCCUUGGUUGAAGAUUUCCCUCUAGUGGUGUGGGGGCUGUGCUUUGGCAAAGUGGGUGGGGUUAUAU